UGCGCGCAGAAGCGCCCGCACCAGACGGGGCUUUGAAAGCUUAUGGCGUCAAGUCGGUGUUUGCUGCUGCUUCGUAUACGUUUUCUUCAUUCAUUCAACACAUACCUCCCAAAGGCUCCCUACCUGCCAGGCAGCAGACACAAUACUAGAUGCUGGAAUACUAUGUGACCUACACCGAAGCGAACCCUGCCCCUCCACCCUUGAGGGUAGUUGGAAGGAAGUGAAAUAACUGGGCGAGUUACUUUUGUUAGGGUCGUCCCAAGAGGUGAUGUACCCAUUGACUUCCAGUCUAUGAAACAACCUGGCUUGUGAGAAUCUGGAGAAAAGCAACCACAUUCGUUUGUUCAGCCAGUUUUUCACUGAAGUCUACCAUACAUUGAGCGUCCCGAUGGGAUGAGGUAAAAUGCUUCUUCACAAAAUAAUUGAUGGCAUUUGUGGUCGAGCUUAUCCUGUGUACCAAGAUUAUCACACUGUUUGGGAAUCAGAAGAAUGGAUGCACGUUUUAGAAGAUAUUGCCAAAUUUUUUAAAGCUGUAGUUGGUAAAAACUUAUCUGAUGAAGAGAUAUUUCAGCAGUUGAAUCAGUUGAAUUCAUUUCAUCAAGAAACUAUCAUGAAAUGUGUGAAAAGUAGGAAAGAUGAAAUCAAACAGGCUCUGUCAAGAGAAAUAGUUGCUAUUUCCUCUGCACAGCUGCAGGAUUUUGAUUGGCAGGUAAAGCUUGCACUUUCCAGUGACAAGAUUGCUGCAUUACGAAUGCCACUUUUAAGCCUGCAUCUAGAUGUAAAAGAAAAUGGUGAAGUAAAACCAUAUUCUAUUGAAAUGAGUAGAGAGGAGCUGCAGAAUCUAAUACAUUCCUUGGAAGCAGCAAAUAAGGUGGUCCUGCAGUUGAAAUAACUGGCAAUGAUGAAUACCAGUGCUAUCAGAUUUUAUUGCUCCAACUUAUAUGGCAGAGUGAAUACUGUGUGUUCAGAAACGCUGUGAUGUCUUGACUGUUGCAACAGGCUGAGAAAGCAGCAAUGUUGAUAUUAUAAAGAUAAAAAUGUAUCCACAUUCCUUAACAGGAAAUUACAUGGUUGAGAGGAAAUGCAUAAAAUGAAAGAUGAAAAAUCUAUAGUAGCAGUUUAUAUUUUCAUGAUUGUUUUGCCUCAUUUAUUAAAUACUUGAGAAAUCUUUAGAGAUACACAGUUUUAUUGAAAGCUAAAAAUAGGUUCUAAAGUAAUGUAAAAAUGUAAAGCACAAAUAUACUUGAAUAUUGCUUAAAGAAUUAUGUGAAUAGCAACAUAUAUUAUGGGUAUAUAAUUACUUUGUGAUAUUUUUUAAAAGUUUUUCAAAGAAUGUAUAAGCUGCAUAUAUAACUCAGGAGAUUCCAUGUCUUUCUCAUAUUUCAGAGGAAAGAUUAUAAAAUCUAAAAUUUCUUAGAGAACACCUCUUUGUCAGAGAUAAACAAGAACAAAUACUCUAAACUUAUGUGAACAAUUUUGAGUUUAUGAAUUCUAGAAACUAAAGAAUACAGAAAAAUGAAAAUAACAGUUUUACUUCUGCACUUCUAUGUUUGGGAAACGUUGCUCUGAUAAAAAAUAGUUGCCAUUGUGCAGUGUGUGUAUUAUUCAAAUAUGAGAUAAGACUAUGUACAGGUCCACUUUUGUUAAUAAACUCAAUAUUGAAUACUUUUGAAUGUUAAAUUCAUUGGAAAAACAAACCAUUUGUAACCUCAGUUAACUUUAACAACAAGCAUUCUGAGCAAA
Messenger RNA from Cercocebus atys (sooty mangabey), 1743 nucleotides. RefSeq names its product COMM domain containing 8 (gene COMMD8). NCBI's taxonomy places the organism in Eukaryota, Metazoa, Chordata, Mammalia, Primates, Cercopithecidae. The record is from RefSeq and is a predicted model, not a curated record. Bases 404 to 892 code for a protein of 162 amino acids. The transcript has 5 exons.